CCAUGCAAGUUUUUGUAUUCUUUUGUUGUUAGACUGAUGACUGAGGAGGAGACCAUUCCUAUCGAAUUUGAUGAAGCCAUGUUUGGACGUAAUGUGAGUACAUCGUUGUUGAGAGAGGAUAUCAUGCGCUGUAUGGAAAUGAGAGAGAUAGGGUCCAGGCAAAUUUUGGUUUACAUGGGUUACUUGUACAAGUACUUGAAGGAAACAAACAGGGCUGAGUAUGUGUCGUUUGUGGAUCCCAACAAAAUACCAGCCGCUCAAGAUGGCAGUACCUCUUCACAACACAUUGCUAAUCAGUUGAAAGCAUCAAACGGAGACAGCAUAUGCCUUAUCCCAUACAACACUGGGUAUAUUUUUAAUCCCUGCUCAAUUCCUAAUACAUAGUAGCUUAGCUAUAUAUUGACAAU
Molecule: messenger RNA, 407 nt
Organism: Zingiber officinale
Lineage: Eukaryota; Viridiplantae; Streptophyta; Magnoliopsida; Zingiberales; Zingiberaceae
Exons: 2
Coding region: 37-384 (115 amino acids)
Source: RefSeq, a predicted model, not a curated record